AAAACGGUUAGCGACGGCAGCUGGCACUCGUUGUCACUAAUGAUUUGGGGAGCACGAUUACAUGUCGAUGUGGACAGCUAUACAGUACUUUGGCUGGAAGGCAAUGCUGUCCGCAAUAUAGCCAAGCAGCUGGCUUAUUUUCAUCUGUCAACGGUCGGGUGCUACCGCUCUGCUACUAUCGCCUUCAGGUGUCUUCCAAAUCCUUGUGAAAAUGAUGCUGUUUGUGAGCAAAUAUCACUGGAUGACUUCAAAUGCCACUGCCCCGAUAGUUAUUAUGGAAAAAGAUGCCAUGCAACUCGCAGGUAUCGUUCAUGUGAAGCGUUUUUCCUGGGAAAUGCGCACAUCCGACGUAAAAAUAUAUCAAUUGAUUUGGACGGUGGCAAUCAUCUGGCGCCCCUUACCGUACAGUGUGAACAGAAGUUGGAUGAUCAUGAUGACGUAGGCAUCACGACCGCGCUAUUCCAUCAGUUCGGAAAAAGUGGCAUUAUGGUUACUGGAGACAAUGAACCGGGCUCUGUGAAGAAGUCACUGGAUUACGGUGUGAGCACAGAUCAACUGGAUCGCUUCAUUGAGGGAUUUGAAAGCUGCGAGCAGUAUAUGAGGUAUGAAUGCCGAGGUGGCGCAAAGUUAAUGAGCCAUGGCUAUGAGCGAAGACCGUCAUCGUGGUACAGCACGCGGAACGGGCAGCACGGGCUGCAGUGGGCCGACGCGCCACCAUAUUCGAGGAUGUGCUCCUGUGCUGCGAACUCAUCUUGCAUUCAUAAUAGAAUGUGUAACUGUGAUAGCGGUGAGGAUAGCGUUGACGAUGGAUACAAUCCUCACAUGCAGUUGUUACCAGUGAUGAAUUUAUUUCUCGGUGGCACAACAUCAACGUCCUCAAUAAAUGUUACCAUUGGUCCUCUUGUCUGCAUCCAUCGACAUGUAUUCGAUGGAAUAACAUUUCUGGACCGUGACGCUCGCUUAGUCGGUUCGCAGUCAUUUCUUAGUUCCGCUCUGGAUCUCGAGAUGUUGAUACGUAUGUCACAUUCUAAAAUGACAAUUUUUACAUGGGAGUCACUAAAUGGUCAACGCUGGUAUCAGCUCUAUGUUGCAGGUUAA
Messenger RNA from Gongylonema pulchrum, 1098 nucleotides. Lineage: Eukaryota; Metazoa; Nematoda; Chromadorea; Rhabditida; Gongylonematidae. The record is from the annotation of a GenBank genome assembly.